AUGGCUUCAGGAACAGCGCUGGUUUACGAUGAGGAGAUGACCACUCAUAAACUACUUUGGAGUGAUCCUGUUUGUGAUAUUGAAGUGCCAGAAAGACUGUCAUCCUCCUAUGAGCUGCUUAAAUGUUACCAUCUUGUGGAAAGAUGUGUCCAUGUGCCUGCCAGAGAAGGAAGCGAGGAGGAGAUCCUGUUGGUUCACAGUCCAGAACACUUGGAAGUGGCGAAAAGCACCCAGACAAUGAAAGAAGAGGAACUGAAAAGUGUCUCUGGAAAUUAUGAUGCUUUUUUCUUUCAUCCGAACACGUAUCGCUGUGCCAGACUAGCAGUAGGAGCAACUUUGCAGCUGGUGGACGCUGUGAUGUCAGGAAAAGUGUGCAAUGGAAUGGCAUUAGUAAGACCUCCAGGUCACCACAGCCAGAGAAAUGCAGCUAAUGGGUUCUGUUUGUUCAACAAUGUUGCUAUUGCAGCCGAAUAUGCAAAACUGAAAUAUGGUCUACAGAGAAUCCUAAUUGUUGACUGGGAUGUGCACCAUGGGCAAGGAACUCAAUAUAUAUUUGAAGAGGAUCCAAGUGUUUUAUAUUUUUCCUGGCAUCGCUAUGAACAUCAGGAAUUCUGGCCAUCACUCAAAGAAUCUGAUUAUGAUGCUGUGGGUCUGGGAAAAGGAAAAGGUUUUAACAUAAAUUUGCCUUGGAACAAGGUUGGGAUGGGAAAUUCAGAUUAUCUUGCUGCAUUUUUCCAUGUGUUGCUUCCAAUGGCUUUUGAGUUUGAUCCUGAACUGGUUCUUGUCUCCUCUGGAUACGAUUCUGGAAUUGGAGACCCUGAAGGUCAGAUGAACGCCACUCCUGAGGUUUUUGCCCACCUUACCCACUUCCUGAUGCAGUUAGCUAAUGGAAAGCUGUGUGUCAUCCUAGAGGGUGGAUACCACUUAAAGUCAUUGUCUGAAUCAGUCUGCAUGACUGUAAAAACUUUGCUUGGAGAUCCUGUACCUCAAAUAACUGGAGAAAUGGCACCUUGCCUAAGUGCUGUUGAAUCUAUUCAAAAUGUGAGAGCAGCACAUAAACCCUACUGGAAAUGGUUGAUGUAUGAAGUGCCUCCCAUCAAAACAGCAACAACAACUGACUCUAAAUGUUCAGCACAUUUGUUCCCUGUACCCAUUCAUUUGGUGAAGGAAAUGGAGAAAACUGAAAUAAAAGCUCUUGUCAGUGGCUUUUAUGCAGACCUUGUGAAAGAGGACAAAACUUUGCUUUCUCUUGGCAGUGUGUUGGCCAUCCUAGAUAAAAUACUGAAGAAGGAGGUAUGCAAUGGAGUUGCAGAAUCACCCACAGCUGCUGUUUCUGUUGCUGUUGCACUAAGACAUUCCGUUCGUUUUGGAUUUCAGAGAGUGCUUUGUAUAUUUGUUGGAGACAUGCAAAUCAUACCGAACACAGAAGAUGGAAAAAUACUCAUGAUACAUAUUUGUGAGAAAGAACAGUCUGGAAAGGCCAGCUCUAAACACUGUAUUUCUCUGAACUGGAAAGGGGAUGCUGAAGGAAAUGACUUCUUUUCUGCUGUGCUUGGAUUCAUUCUUCCUGUAGCAUAUAGUUAUCAACCUAACUUGACAGUAAUAGCUGUUGGACCAAACAGGAGCCUUGGAAUAAGUGAAAUUUCUCUGCUUUUUGCUUUACUACAAGGAUUAGCUGAGUCUCGAAUUUUUGGAGUGAUCGAGGACACAGAGAUACAUUUAAUGCAAAGUGUAGCCGAAGCAUUAGUGGGUGCUUCUACACCUCACUUUGGAGUUUAUGUACCUCCUACCCAAGAAAAAGUAAAUAAAAUAAAAACAUUAAGAGACCAUGAAUGGAAGAUGCUUCAGUGUUCAGUGAAGGAUGGGAUUUCAAGAAAUUGA
Molecule: messenger RNA, 1881 nt
Organism: Fulmarus glacialis (Northern fulmar)
Lineage: Eukaryota; Metazoa; Chordata; Aves; Procellariiformes; Procellariidae
Gene: HDAC10
Product: histone deacetylase 10
Exons: 20
Coding region: 1-1881 (626 amino acids)
Biological process (GO): chromatin organization
Cellular component (GO): histone deacetylase complex
Molecular function (GO): histone deacetylase activity
Source: RefSeq, a predicted model, not a curated record